AUGACUGUGGAGAAACCGGGCCAGCUUCCGUACGGAGACGGGUCUUUCAAGAUUUUCGGCAUGGAAAACUACGGCAACACAUGCUACUGCAACUCCAUACUACAGUGUCUUUUUUACACAUCCAAGUUUCGGACUGAGCUUUUGAAGUACAAUUAUACCCCACACGAGCGCAGGCGUACAAUCAGUGGUGCCUCUCCACACGGUUUCACUACCAAAUACGAACAAUUGAAAAGCAAGCGGAUAAAGCAGCAGUCUAAACUGUCUGAUGGCGUGCAACUGAAUGGCAGUUCUGCGGCUGCAGGCAAGAGUUCUAUGCGCAGCUCAAUCUUCGGCAAGUUUUCCAACUUGGGGAAUCUGAACGGAAACGAAGACAUCCUGCUGUCGAAGCAUCUGGCGUAUAUUGAAAACGCAGCCACGUGUCACGGCUUGGCAAUAGACCAGAAACUCAUAGUGCAGAGAAACCCAGACUUGCACUGUCUCCAGAUAUUGGUGACGCGGCCAAAUGCUAUGGACGAGGCUGAAAACAGAAACGACAACUCCAACUCUUCUGCGGCCCUUUUAGACUCCAACAACAGCAGCCAGAGGCAACUCAGCGGAGAAGAGGCUGUCGGUUCUGUCACAGCUCAGUCUGCCUUUGUCAUCGUCGGCAUUCCUCAACCAGAACCUAAUGUGAAUCCGCCCAUCAAUCCAUUUUCUCCCCAUCCGUCUGCCGAGCAACGGAAACGCUCGGCGUUGAUUAACGGGCCCAUCUUGAACUUGGAUUAUCCGCUUUCUGACGAAGGUAAGAAGAACGAAACAUGUCUUUUAUAUGCGUUAAAGGAUUUGUUUGAGGCGAUGGUGGAAAAUGAAUCGCAGAUUGGCGUGGUUUCUCCAGCAUACUUCGUUCGCAAGCUAAAGGACAAGAACUAUUUGUUCCGCCAAGUCAACAUGCACCAGGAUGCUCACGAAUUUUGCAAUUACUUGAUCAACGAAACCAUAGAAAGUGUCGUUCACGAAAAAGGCGAGGCAAACAACUGGUGCACCAACAUAUUUCAAGGAAUAAUCACCAAUGAAACAAAAUGCUUAUCGUGCGAGUCAAUAACGUCCAAAGACGAAACCUUUUUGGACCUCUCAAUUGAUAUUCCUCCUGGAGAAAGUGCCUACUCGCUAACAUAUUCGCUUAACAAUUUUUCAAAGCUGGAGACGUUGAACCACCAAAACAAAUUCUACUGCAACACAUGCCUGUCGUUACAAGAGGCGGUGAAAACAAUCAAAUUAAAGAAGACGCCAGAAAUCUUAGUGAUCAACUUUAAGCGGUUCAAGUAUGAUGAUAAACUUGACCGAAUGGUGAAACUUUUUGACUCUAUACUGUACCCGUUGAAACUUCGACUUUUCAACACUACGAGCGCGGGCAAACAAACAGACAACGCAAAGCCAGAGGAUUUUAGCUUGUAUGGUUUGUAUGCUCUCGUGGUACAUAUUGGGGGCGGGCCUAUGCAUGGACAUUAUGUGGCUUUGUGCAAAUGUAAAGCUGGGCUCUGGUUUUUGUUUGAUGACGAAACUGUUGAAUUAGUGGACGAAUCCUAUGUGCUUCGUUUUUUUGGAAACGGACCGGGCCUUGCCAGUGCUUACAUUUUAUUCUACGAAAAACUUGAUACAUCAUUAGAUGAUGGAAGCGGUCUAGAUUUUGGUAUCGACUUGAAUGGCAUUUACAAUGGUGAUGACUAUACCAUGGCUCUACAGCAAAUGAGUCCGUCGUGUGAGAAUGGGAAGCAUGUGGAAAAGAAGCGGGACAAUGCUCCUAGUGACUAUGAAGAAUUCACAUAUCCUGAGCCAUACGCUCCAGUUUCUGAUGCAACUAGUGUGGGACGGAAACUGUCGAUAUUCAAAAAAUCAUUCAUGUUCGAAUCGAAAGAAAAUGGAGACACAGUGACAAAAUCUGUAUCACGUACUUCUUCCAACAAAGAUUAUGCUCCUGAUGCGCCUGCUCAAAACGGGAAUGGGAAAACCAUGAACAUUUUUGAGAAGAAGACAUGGGUGAAUGGCCUCAAGAGGAAAGAGCUGAAGGCAGAAAUUCCACAACAAGAUCGCAAAGUCUCCCAGGGAAGUAUAAAGACGUUGGGGAGCAUGAAAUCCGAAGCCAGUGGCGAGGUUAAAGAAAAAAGAAGAGGAAGUAUUUUCGGAUUCAAAAGAAAGAGCAAGAGCUGA
Messenger RNA from Clavispora lusitaniae ATCC 42720, 2187 nucleotides. It is a transcript of the gene UBP13, whose product is annotated as ubiquitin-specific protease. Gene Ontology annotation, biological process: protein deubiquitination. Gene Ontology annotation, cellular component: nucleus; cytosol. Lineage: Eukaryota; Fungi; Ascomycota; Pichiomycetes; Serinales; Metschnikowiaceae. The record is from RefSeq and is a predicted model, not a curated record. Gene Ontology annotation, molecular function: cysteine-type deubiquitinase activity.